CUCCUUCUCCUUCUUCUUGUUCAUAGUUUUGUGUAGAUAUGGAUUGCUCUAUUUGCAGCUCCAUGCCAUUUAUGUUAAGGCCUCCGAGGAACACCAUAUGUGGAGCUUGUUUUGAGGGAGCUAAAAGUGUAAUCACAUUGAUGAACAAGAUUGAAGGUGAUCAUAAUAAAGCAGCUGCUGAUAAAUCCAGUAAUUCUGUGUUUUCUUCAUCAAAUUCUUGUAAGCCACUAGCAAACCUUCUAAAAAUGGUGAACAGCAUGAAAGAAGUAGAAGUGGAGCUGAACAAGAAAUUAAAUUUUCUUAGUGGGUUUGUUACUGCAUUCAGAGAACAAAUUCACACCGAUAUACAAAUCAAGCCUGGCAAUAAUGGACCUCCGCUUCCUGCACAUAGAGCUUUACUGGCGGCAAGAUCAGAAAUCUUCAAAAACAUGCUAGAUUCAGAUGGAUGCAAGGCUCCACCAAGUGAUGACACCAUUACGCUCCCAGAGUUGAACCACGAGGAACUUGAAUCUCUUCUUGAUUUCCUCUACAGUGGGAGCUUGGCUACAGACAAAAUGGAGAAGCAUGUUUAUUCAUUGUUUCUUGCAGCUGACAAGUAUGAGAUUCCAUACUUGCAGGAGUUUUGUGAGCGGCAUAUGCUUGCUUCCUUGAACUCGUCAAAUGUCCUUGAUGUUCUUGAAAUCUCAGACGUUUGUUCUAAUAAAACUUUGAAGGAGACUGCCUUGAACUUCAUUGUCAGAAACAUGGAGGACAUUGUUUUCUCACCUAAAUAUGAAGCUUUUGCUCCCAAAAAUGCUCAUUUAAGUGUACAAAUCACAAGGGCUUUUCUUUUGGAUGCUAAAACCAGGAGAAUCAAUGCUUAAUUAUGAUUGGAUAUCUUAUAUGAUUGAUCAAUGAAAUAAAUAUUUUUUUUUAUUCUUAUAAUAAGAUUGUAAUUAAUU
This is a messenger RNA of Pistacia vera, 941 nucleotides long. RefSeq names its product BTB/POZ domain-containing protein At3g56230. Bases 39 to 863 code for a protein of 274 amino acids. The transcript has 3 exons. Lineage: Eukaryota; Viridiplantae; Streptophyta; Magnoliopsida; Sapindales; Anacardiaceae. The record is from RefSeq and is a predicted model, not a curated record. Gene Ontology annotation, molecular function: protein binding.